AUGCAACGCCGGCAACCCGCUCCAUAUCAAAGAGCUCAGCCCAAGCAUCCGUCCGGCCCCUCACCCUUUGGUCUUUGUAGUCCACCUACGCCUGACCAAGAGCCGCAUACCCCUAUCCAGGAAAAUGCCUUUCCGUCGAAACUUCAGCCCUACACCUCGCAUGCCCCGUAUUCGCCACAGAUUCCUCAAGCCCUCGCAUACCCUCAGCGAGUGAUCUUACCGUCUUAUUCGACACAAGCACUGAAAACUUUUGCGCCUCAACAGAUGGCCUACACUCCUGAUGCGGCCAUGGUUCCUAUUCGAAGUCUUCAGUCGGAGAAAUCUUUCGUGGCAAGACGGACGGUCAGAGUUGCAGAUAUGAAAGCCUUCCCAGACAAGAGAGACUCUAGCAAGCAACAGUGGCUCCUGUCAUUUACAAUCAAGGAUGACUUUGAUACGAUCGACGUCAAGGUUUGGCAAAAAACACGAGAGUCCAUGGAUACUUACUCCCAGAUAUCGCUGAAUCAAGUGGUUCAUAUAUGGACAGACGAUGUCAAGAUCAAUACGAAGCCGUCUAUGGGCAAUCAUGCUGCCAGCGCACAGGCUACCUCAUCACCGCUCUGUCUGAAUUUGAGCGAGGGCAAGGUCGGCCAUAGAAUUGACUUCGGCUGCAAAGCAGAGAUGGCAACUCUGUUUAGAACGGCCCUUGGCGCCAAUGCGGGCGGAGUCGUUCACUCGGUAAUCAUAAAGAGCAAGCAUGGGCCUGUCGCCAAGACGCCGUUAACGGUAUUUGAUGCGCAAGGACAGGAGGCUUCCCUGACUCUAUGGGGAGAGACCAUGGGUACUAUGGUUCAGAAUUGGGUUCCCUUUACAACGACCCUCAUUCUUUCCGGUGCGCAAGUGAGCAUGUAUGGCCUGAAGCCUCAGAUAACGGUCGGGUUCAACACUCACAUUCAGGUGGACCCUGUUUGCAAGAAUGUCGAGGCAAGCGAUUGCAGAUGA
Molecule: messenger RNA, 981 nt
Organism: Gamsiella multidivaricata
Lineage: Eukaryota; Fungi; Mortierellomycota; Mortierellomycetes; Mortierellales; Mortierellaceae
Exons: 5
Coding region: 1-981 (326 amino acids)
Source: RefSeq, a predicted model, not a curated record